AUGGCUGAUAGGAGCCACAGAGCGUCUAGACUUUCCGUGCAUCCAAGAAACGCCCCUAGGGAAUCUGUCUUUGUGGGCAACGCAGAGCUCUACCGGGGCGAUACAAACGCGGUAUGCAGCCCUUACCUGAGAGAAUGCGUCCUGGCGAUGGAAGACUGCUGCGAAGAGGCGCAUGAAGCGCAAGAGAUUAUACGUGCAGGAACACACGACCUUCCUAGGAUGACGAAAGUACUAGAGAACGAGAGGGUUUUUCUCCUCAUUGACGAAGCGACUGUACGAAGAUACAAAGCCGAUCUCACAGACGAGAUUGAGCCACAAAUUAAUGAGCUGAUCACACGUGCGGAGAAGGGGCUGCAGAUUCUUCUUAAGAAGGAAAACUUGUUACAAGCAAAGGUUGAAGCUGCGGAGUUCCGGCCAUCCUCAGGUGUGACAGUGAAAACGACAGGAAUGACCAAGCUUGAAGUCCGUCGGAUACAGAUGCUGACUAGACAGAGAGAGCGCCUCGAAAAUGAUGUAGCUGCUCUCCAGAGAGAGGUAGACGAGCUGGCAAGUCUACGCCUAGCUCAAGUUCAGAGGCAACGCUGA
Messenger RNA from Fibroporia radiculosa, 585 nucleotides. RefSeq lists its product as uncharacterized. The record is from RefSeq and is a predicted model, not a curated record. The transcript is spliced from 4 exons. The coding region runs from base 1 to 585 and encodes 194 amino acids. Gene Ontology annotation, biological process: attachment of spindle microtubules to kinetochore. Lineage: Eukaryota; Fungi; Basidiomycota; Agaricomycetes; Polyporales; Fibroporiaceae. Gene Ontology annotation, cellular component: spindle microtubule; DASH complex.